Manihot esculenta (cassava) is the source of this 1878-nucleotide messenger RNA. RefSeq lists its product as uncharacterized. Lineage: Eukaryota; Viridiplantae; Streptophyta; Magnoliopsida; Malpighiales; Euphorbiaceae. The coding region runs from base 161 to 1591 and encodes 476 amino acids. The transcript has 5 exons. The record is from RefSeq and is a predicted model, not a curated record.
UCCACCGUAAGAAGUUCAGUACAAUUUACACUUCUACAGAGAGGGAAAAUUGAUUUAAUUUUGCAAAAUCAAAGAAUGUCAGCGCGCCAAACUUCCCCACCCUAAUUUCUCUAUUUCCCUCAAUCCCUCUCCUCCUCCAUCUCUCUGUAGUCUCUCCCUGAUGGCCGAUAUUGAACCUCCAUCUUUCUCUCUCGGCCUGGAUCUCGAUGCCGAACCGGAACCCCAAAUACUCACUCGACACCAUCAACAGUCCGGUCUCAAUUCAGCCCCAGGUCGGAGCUCCUGUACCCUCUUGCAGGACGAUAAUGAUGAUGGAUAUUUCCAACCCCGAGUCACCAAUUCCGAAGAAGAUGAUUUCGGGCUUCAGGUUAUGGAUUCAGAUCCCGAAGAUGGACCAUAUUCGCCCCGGAUAUUCAAGCGGCUGAGGCGAGGACCUGCAAUCGAGGAACCAAGAUUGAAAAAUAAAGAAAAGGAUGUGGUUUGUUGUGAUGAUGAGAUUGAAGAGUUUUCCUCGCAGGAAGAUUUGGUUAGAGCAGAUGCACAUUCAUCAAAACGGUACAGUUCUGUAUGUAGUAGUUCAAAGGUUCAUCUGCAUGGUUCUGGGGUUCUGACUACCCAAUCUUCAAGCCAGAAGAAAAGGAAAGAGUCUUCAGAUGCUCCAUCCUCUUCUCAUGCAGAGACUGGCUACAAUGGUUUGGUAUUUCCUAAGUUAACUAGAAGUCCUCUUCGAAGGUUUCAGUUAAUUGAUUCUGAUUCUGAUUCUGAAGAGCCUCCUGUGAAUGAAGAUGUAAGUGAAAAAACUACUUCAUCCCUAAAGGAGCAGAAGCUGCCUGCAUGUGAACAAAGAAGAAAUCAAUCAGCAGAGAAACAUCAAAAUGAUGAUUUGUGGAGAGAUUUCUAUCCAGUAAAGAAUUUUCACAUUCCAACACCUGUUCUGGAUGAGGUAUGUGAAGAAUAUUUCCAAUCCCUUCAAGAUAAGAAUGCAGCCCAGAAAGUGGGAAGUGAUUUAUAUAAAGGCAGUGUGGGCUGUCAUACAGAUUUAAAUAGCAUCACAGGCUAUGAGCAACGAUGGAAUGCAGCUGACCCUCUCCCUCCAGCUCAUCAUUAUUUCUUCCAUGAUGAUUCAAGGAUUCAGACACUAGUCCGCUGUCGCUUACCUAACUUUUCCCCUUUGGGCAUAGUUAACAAGGGAAAUCAGCAGCGUAGUGAAUCAGUCAUUAAUUACAUGAGUCAAUUCCAUGGAGAAGCUUCUAAGCAGGGGGGAAGGCGAGGAAGUCAUAAUGGGAAAGGCUCAACAAGGGGAAGAAAUAAAUUAGAGAAAUCAAAUGCCAGAGCAGUCAUGAGUGCUUCUGAAGGCUGGGUAGACCCCAAAAGCAGUUCUAGUAUUCCGAAGGAUGCUGGGAAAAGACGUGUUCGUGCCAAUGGUCAAGCUGCUGGUCACUGGUUUACAUCCCCUGAGGGGAGGAAGGUUUAUGUUUCCAAAAGUGGUCAGGAGUUGACCGGUCAAAUUGCCUACAGACACUACAGAAAGGAGAGUGGAGGGUUUAGAAAGUCAAAGAAGAAAACCAAUGGGAAGAGGAAGAAAGGCUGAAUGUGGAUGUCAGCGCACCUCCUUUGCAUUUUUUUUUCUUUUUUGUUUCUUUUUUUGCCUUAUACGUGCAAGUUAAUUCUUGUAAACAUUGUAGAUUAGAUUUUUCAUGUGGCUCAUCUGCAAUCAAGUUUGUAUUCUUGGCAAUGCAUUUUCAAAAACAUCUGCCAAACAUCAUUCAUACGAGGAUGCUCAUUCUAAGAUUCAAGUCUUGGGAUGGUAAUGGGAGAAAAAUCCAUUAAUCUCUGCAAGUGCAAUAAAAGAACUUUGGUUUAGGGGACUUCGUAAAA